Adineta steineri is the source of this 876-nucleotide messenger RNA. NCBI's taxonomy places the organism in Eukaryota, Metazoa, Rotifera, Eurotatoria, Adinetida, Adinetidae. The record is from the annotation of a GenBank genome assembly.
AUGAUUAUCAUUCGACCAUUUACUCCAUUAUCAUUAUCUCAAUUUUCAAUACCUAUUCAUCUAUUCUUACCUAGUAAUCUACGUGGAGUUGUUAAUUAUAUAUGUAAUCCUAAGACAGAUGUUAAUGAACGAAAAGAAUUCUAUGAUUAUAUUCGAGAAAAUAUUCCUUAUGCAACUGGCUUUAUUUGUAAUUCAUUGAAAGAAUUUGAUGAAAAGUAUAUUGAAGGAUUUUAUCAAUUAUCUGGAAAUUUAGCACCUAUUCGUUUUAUUGGUCCUAUUAUUUUUAAUAGUCAACAAUCAAUGGAAAGCAAAACUAAGGAAAUAAUCGAUUGGCUUGAUAAACAACCUGUUGUUUCAGUUAUUUAUAUCGCGUUUGGUUCAAUCAUUCGUUUACCACCAUAUACUAUUGAUAGUGUUGCUCAUACUCUAUCGAAUUAUUCAUUUAUUUGGUCAUUAAAAAUAAAGACAUCAUUUCCUUCAUCAUUAAUGAAUCUUGAUUCUAAUCGCAAACUUGUUCUUGAAUGGGUUCCUCAACGUGCUAUUCUAUCACAUCCUUCAAUAUCAUUUUUCUUUUCUCAUGGUGGUUGGAAUUCUCUUCUAGAAAGUAUGUUUCAUGGAAAGGCAUUACUUGUAUGGCCUUUUGUUGCUGAUCAAUUUGAUAAUGCUCUUCAACUUAUUCAUAUGGGUAUGGCUUGUCAAGUAUCUGAUAAUCUUCAAACUGAUAUUGAACAUAUGUUAAACAAUAAUAGUUAUUCAAGUAAAGCUAAAGAAAUUCAACAAAUAGUUAUAAAAGCUCAAGAAAAGACGUCAAAAGAACCAAUCAUUGAUAUUGUUCAACUUAUGUCAAAUAACCGAAAAAAACAUGAUGAAUUUUAA